This is a messenger RNA of Exaiptasia diaphana, 677 nucleotides long. RefSeq names its product patatin-like phospholipase domain-containing protein 2. The record is from RefSeq and is a predicted model, not a curated record. Gene Ontology annotation, biological process: triglyceride catabolic process; lipid homeostasis. NCBI's taxonomy places the organism in Eukaryota, Metazoa, Cnidaria, Anthozoa, Actiniaria, Aiptasiidae. Gene Ontology annotation, cellular component: lipid droplet; cytoplasm; membrane. The transcript has 3 exons. Gene Ontology annotation, molecular function: triacylglycerol lipase activity. The annotation marks the transcript as partial.
UGGGGGUGUGUUGGAAGGAAUGACCUCAAUGAAACAUGUUGGAGUAGAAAGCUAUAAAAUCGGAUGAAAAUAGCGCCAUUUUAGAUCUGAUUUUGGUCAAAUGAACUCAUUGCCUCCAAGAAAAGGUAGAAAACAUGAGUUCUACAAGGGAUCUUAAUAUUGCGUUCUCUGGAUGCGGUUUUUUAGGCAUUUACCAUCUUGGUGUCGUAUCUGGUCUGAAAGACAACGCGCCGGCUUUUCUUGAGCGAGUGAAAUGUUUUGGUGGUGCAAGUGCUGGUGCUUUUGCCGCUACGGCAUUACUGAUGGACCUAAACUUGUCAGGAAGUGCUGAAUUUGUCCUUCGUCUUGCUAAGAGAGCAAAUUCUUUGACAUUAGGACCACUCCAUCCACAGUUUCGUAUCGUAGACACUGUACGCAAGUCGUUUCAGAAGAUCUUGCCUGAAAAUGCUCAUGAGAUUGCCAGUGGACGGCUACACAUUUCUCUUACGAGAAUAUCUGACUUUAAGAACAUUAUCGUCUCUGAAUUUUCCUCAAAACAAGACUUGAUCGAUGCUUUACUAGCUACUUCUCAUGUGCCAUUUUACUCAAGCAUACUUCCUGCCAAGUUUAGAGGAGUGUAUUAUGUAGAUGGUGGUCUAACAGACAAUAUGCCUCAACACUUUGAGGGAGAAACAAUC